AUGACUCAGCUUCCCUUCACCCUUCGGGACCAAAGCCUUUUGCACGGGCAAGCCUACGUCAACGGACGAUGGAUAGAGUCCAAAUCAGGGAAGCGAUUCGAUGUCAUAGAUCCUGGUACUGGGCAGAAGUUCGCGUCGUGUGCAGCUGCGUCCGCCUUGGACGUAGACGAUUGCGUAAAGGCGUCACAGGGGGCUUUUCAAAUAUACCGGCAUGUCAACCCACGGCAAAUAGCAAAAUGGCUUCUUGCAUGGCACGAUCUUAUUGUACAAGCCCGAGAUGACAUUGCCAAGAUCGUGGUCUACGAGACUGGCAAGCCUAUGGCCGAAGCUCUGCUCGAGGUUGACUAUGGGCUAAGCUUUGUGUGGUGGUUUAUGGGCGAGGCCGAAAGGAUUCGAGGCAGCACAGCGAUCCCAGCGGUGUCGAACAGACGAACAUUUGUGAUCAAACAGCCAAUCGGCGUUUGUGUGGCACUGGUGCCGUGGAACUUUCCUGUCGCCAUGAUCUUAAGGAAAGUUACAGCUGCAUUAGCUGCUGGAUGCACCAUAAUCGUCAAGCCAUCGCCAGAGACGCCGCUCAGUGUGCUCGCAUUAGCUGACCUAGCAGCGCGGGCGGGCUUUACUGAAGGUAUUUUUAACGUGCUCCCUACGGAUCUUCAGCAAACACCUGAGCUUAGCGAAGGCUUGUGUAAACACCCCGAUGUGCGAAAGGUUUCCUUUACUGGCAGUACCGCUGUCGGCCGACUUAUCUCCCAUCACUGUAGUGAAGGUCUAAAAAAGGUUACUAUGGAGCUAGGUGGUAAUUGUCCAUUCAUUGUUUUCGAUGAUGCCGACCUCGACGCCGCGCUCGACGCAUUGCAAGUGCUGAAGUGGAGGACGUGUGGGCAAGCAUGUACCCAUGCGAAUAGGAUCUUCGUUCAGAGAGGCGUAUAUAAAAGGUUUGAGGCCAUGCUUAUCGAAGCGGCGCGGCGGAUCCGGGUAGGUCACGGGAGUGCGGCUGAGACCACGAUGGGUGCUCUGACAAGCCCAAGAGCUCUGGAGAAAUUACAACAGCAUGUUACAGACGCAAGGGAGAAUGGUGCGCGAAUCGUUCUUGGUGGAAAGCAGCCGGAAGGAGUGCAAGGCUAUUUCUUUGAGCCUACAAUCAUGUCCGAUAUGACUCCAAAGAUGCUAUCGUACAGAGAAGAGAUAUUCGGUCCUCUUCUCGCGCUGUAUCCGUUCGACACGGAAGAGGAAGCAGUUCGGCUUGCAAACGACACCACGAUGGGUCUAGCAUCAUACUUCUUCACAAAAAAUGUCGAUCGUGCCUGGCGAUUACUGGAGAGUCUAGAGGCCGGUAUGAUCGGAAUGAACUCAGGCAACAGCUCCUGCGCCGAGUCCCCUUUCGGGGGGAUCAAGGAAUCGGGAUACGGGAAAGAAGCAGGAAAGGAUGUUGCCAUUGAGGAGUAUCUGAUCGCUAAAACAGGAACGCUGACUCUGCAUUCGGGCGCAAAAAUUUGA
Messenger RNA from Exophiala bonariae, 1497 nucleotides. RefSeq lists its product as uncharacterized. The transcript is spliced from 4 exons. Gene Ontology annotation, biological process: GABA catabolic process. The record is from RefSeq and is a predicted model, not a curated record. Lineage: Eukaryota; Fungi; Ascomycota; Eurotiomycetes; Chaetothyriales; Herpotrichiellaceae. Gene Ontology annotation, cellular component: cytoplasm. Gene Ontology annotation, molecular function: succinate-semialdehyde dehydrogenase (NAD+) activity. Bases 1 to 1497 code for a protein of 498 amino acids.